Sodiomyces alkalinus F11 is the source of this 674-nucleotide messenger RNA. RefSeq lists its product as hypothetical. The transcript has 2 exons. The coding region runs from base 132 to 638 and encodes 168 amino acids. The record is from RefSeq and is a predicted model, not a curated record. Lineage: Eukaryota; Fungi; Ascomycota; Sordariomycetes; Glomerellales; Plectosphaerellaceae.
CCGCCGAAGCAGGGAGGCGGCGAACUCCCUGCACGGUGCACCGUCAGCCGUCCGUCCCGUCAUGUCUCGCGGAGAACGCCAUUGACUAUGGUGGCGCUCGUCAUGGUGUGCCUACGGAGUAUUACUGAGUAAUGACCAUGCUGCAUGCAUCGAACAUGCACCCGAUAAAUCAAACAGCCUUUGGUAACACAGAUGACCUACCUACCUGCACGGGUGCGCGGCAAGAUGCCCCUCUCCCCAAAGCGCCGCGUCCUCCCUCCGUUUUGAUUGCCGUGCCGCGGCCGCCACCCAGCCAGUUUGCGACGACCGAGCUAAGCCUGCAACGCAACCCAACCUUAACAGCCUCGAGCUCGUUGUAUCGAUCCGACUGCCACACACCACACCUCGUCUCGUCGACGAUGAGACAACUUCCUCUCUUGGUCACGAUCCCCGCCUUGCGCACCACCACCUUCGUGACCUGCCCAGGGAACCAGGCGAAAGGAGCCGGGAACACCUCAAGGCCUCACUCGGAAUAUGAACCUUCCCUCCAUCCUCUCAGCAUCUGGUGGUUGUUGUCAAAGCCUCCGCCACUGGCAGUCGAAACCACCUCACCAUCUUCUAUCUUAUGGCACUUGCCGGAUCGUCGUGAUGCAUUUUGAUUGCCAAGGCACCUCGUUACCAUUGGAUCCCCCUCC